GACAUCCCGGUCCCACCUUACCGUUGCCGGCCUAUCCAUCGCAGUCCCCACCGUCCUCCCUCCCCGUUCCCCUCGCUACCCAUUUCAAAUCGCUUCGCUCGUCGUCGAUUCACCGUCCCCAUCCACCCAUCAACUUCCAGAUCUCCCCCCCCCCCUCUCUCUCUCUCUGCGGAUGUCCUCGUCGUCGCGCUUCGAUCUCCGGGCCUCGUCGCAGCAGUUGCAACCGCAGCCGCCGCACGCCGGCAUGAGCGACGGGGGCGCGUUCGCGAACGCGGAGAACCUGGAGCACUGCGCCAGGUACCUCAACCAGACUCUCGUCACCUUCGGGUUCCCGGCCUCUCUCGACCUCUUCGCCACCGAUCCGGUUUCGAUUGCAAGAACAUGCAACUGCGUCUACGCACUGCUACAGCAGCGUCAGAGGGACAUUGAGUUCAGGGAGUCGGCUAAUGAUCUCCGGCAGCGUAUGCAGUCUGAUAUUUCGAGACUAGAAGCCAAGAUUGAAAGAAUGGAUGCUCAAUUAGCAGCAAAAGAUCGAGAGCUAGCCACUCUUACUCGAACGGAGGCCAAAAACACUGCAGCUUUGAGAGCUCAGAUUGAUAAGCUGCAACAGGAACGUGAUGAAUUUCAGAAAAUGGUUAUAGGAAAUCAGCAAGUACGCACCCAGCAAAUACAUGAAAUGAAGAAGAAAGAGAAGGAAUACAUAAAAUUGCAGGAGAGGCUAAACCAAGUAUUGAUGGAGAAGAAAAAGGAAUCAUCCCGUUCAGGAAUGGAAAUAAUGAAUUUGGUGCAGAAAGAAGGACGGCAACGCGGAACAUGGACUGGAAAAAAGAAUGACAAUGAUUAUUACAAAAUGAUUGUUGAUGCAUAUGAAGUAAAGAAGCAAGAACUGAUGCAAGAGAAUGCUGAUUUACGGGCACUGUUACGUUCGAUGCAGAUGGACAUGCGAGAGUUCCUCAAUGCUCCGAAUGGAUCAUCACAGCCUACUGUUGCUGCCAAUGGAAGAAAGGAGGCAGGGUCUCCUCAGUCCCCUCUGGGUGGCAAGACAGAUGUCUUUGACCUGCCCUUUCACAUGGCCAGAGACCAGAUAGAAGAGAGUUUGCGCACAAAAAUGUCUUCAAUCAAGGCACGAAUGACACAACUUCAAGAUGCUCAAAAGGGUGCUGAAGUGACCUCUGAGGCUACGGAGCGUGAGCUUGAGCUUGAAGCUCAACUGGUGGAAGCUAGAAGCAUCAUCCAAGAGCAGGCAUCCAUCAUGUCCAAGCACUUCACCAAGUCGGAUAAACCGAGGAGGCUAAGUGGUCUGGAUGGUGAGCGUGAGGCGAUUCACUCUGCGUCCACCGAGGUGUAAAGACAUGUGUAGUAGCGAGUUUCAGUUCUGCAAGGCACGUCAUGUGAGGCCUCUUUUGCUAGUAAGUACUCAGGCAUGCAGGAUAAUGUCGUCCUGCCACGGUAGCCUGAGCCUAGGCGCUGUCUAUGCAGUAUGGAUGUGCAGGAGCAUCUCCUCCGGCAUGGCUAACCCGGUCACCUCUAAUAGUUUACAUGUAGCGCAAGUGUAAUCCUACCAUAUGAUGAAGAAGGGCAGUGUAACUACCUCACAUCCCUGGAAGAAAUGGACCCUUUGGAUCUUACAACAGGAGUGUUGUUCGCAUGCUCUUUCGUUUAUGCGAUCAGUA
Molecule: messenger RNA, 1673 nt
Organism: Phragmites australis (common reed)
Lineage: Eukaryota; Viridiplantae; Streptophyta; Magnoliopsida; Poales; Poaceae
Exons: 15
Coding region: 173-1348 (391 amino acids)
Source: RefSeq, a predicted model, not a curated record